Gossypium raimondii (Peruvian cotton) is the source of this 2625-nucleotide messenger RNA. Its product is annotated as UDP-N-acetylglucosamine transporter UGNT1. Gene Ontology annotation, molecular function: GDP-fucose transmembrane transporter activity; antiporter activity. The record is from RefSeq and is a predicted model, not a curated record. The transcript is spliced from 10 exons. Gene Ontology annotation, cellular component: Golgi apparatus. Lineage: Eukaryota; Viridiplantae; Streptophyta; Magnoliopsida; Malvales; Malvaceae. The coding region runs from base 1160 to 2224 and encodes 354 amino acids.
UGAUCGUCGAUAGUUCAAGCUGAUAUUAGCGAAUGGAUUUUGAGUAUUAUUGGCAGCUCACAGCGGUUUUCGACCCUUUCGGAUCGGGAUCUAUUAUUCGGGUUUAUAUGUUGGGGACUUUGGAAGGACCGGUGUAGGCGUAUCUUCGAUCCUGGUCGUGAUAUUGAACUGGAGCCUCCAGCAAUGUUCUCAUCUCCUUCCAGCAAUGAAUAGAAACGUGCCUGCUGUUGGAAAUAACAGCAGAAUUCCAACGUGGGUCUGCUGGUCCCCUCCUCCUGUUGACGGGCUUUGAGGCGAUCGGACAGUAUGGCGGCUGCUGGAGGUGUUCUUCAAACGUAUUGGCAUAUGCUCUGCGAUGGAAGCGGAAUUGUGGGGUGUUUUUGAAGGUAUCCAAAGAGCUUGGGCGUUGAAUAUUAGACAGCUGAUUUGAGAGACUGAUAAUCUAUGGGUGGCCAAUAUGUUGGGCAAAGAGAGUAUGGGUUUGCUCAGGCAGAUUCGAAAAUGGUUAACCAAGUCGUGGGACGUGACUGUUAAACAUUGCUAUAGUGAUUCAAUGGGAUCAUUUACAGUGAUGGAAAGGAACAGCCAGUAUACUCCAUUAAAACGUCUAAAGAUGCAAAGAGGAGGAAAUGUGUUUAUAGAAUUUAUGUUUCUUCAGUUUUUUAUUUUUGGUUUUGUUUGCUUAGGAUUUUAUCUGUGGCCUUUCAUUUUCUUUUUUCUUUUAAGUUUUUUAGGAAAACCCGAGCCAACGCCUCGGUGACCAAUACUUGCAUGACAGCUGUUAGGACAGCUGUUGAGUACAGAUUUUUGAUAAGUGUACCACAUCUCCUCUUCAAAUUGCAUUAUUCUCACUGAACUAGACUCUACACAUGAACUAUAUCACUUAAAAAAGGCCCCGGAUUUGCAUUUGGGCCCAAUUAAUUGUUUCUAAAAGUUGAUAAGAUCAGAGGAAAGACGUGGAAUAUUCAAACGAAUUGGGCCUAAUUGGUGACUAGGUCCCUGUUCGAGUUCCUGAUUCAGUGACUCAGCUAUCGUACUUGUCGUUGCCGUGCUACGAAGGUUGGCUCUCCUCACUCUUAACUACCAUCGCUUGAAGUCGUCGUCUUCCAAAACUCACAAAAAAAAAGUAAAAAAAAAACGAGAACGAAAGAGCAAAGAAAUGUCAAUGAUGGCGACGAAUUCCUUCAAGAACCCGAUGCUUCCGGUUUCGGAUCCGCCGAUAGACAAAGAAGAAGAAAAAGAAAGGCUUCUCAAAAGAGGAGAUGAGAGGAUUUUCAAAGGAUCCGCCAUGACCAAGAGAGGAGCCUACGCCGCCAUCUAUUACAUGUCUUGCGCUGUGCUUUUGAUACUGUUCAAUAAAGCAGCUUUAUCUUCUUAUGGUUUCCCCUGUGCCAAUGUAAUUACACUCUUUCAGAUGAUAAGUUCGUGUACCUUUCUCUAUGCACUGAGACGGUGGAAGAUGAUAUCUUUCGCAAACAAUGAAUCUUUAACCAUUUCUGAUAGCAACACCAGUUUGGUUCCCUUGAAGACUUUGAUUCAUACCCUUCCUCUUGCAGGAACUUAUUUGCUUUACAUGCUAGUCACUGUUGAGUCUAUUCGUGGAGUAAAUGUUCCCAUGUACACUACUCUUAGGCGAACCACUGUUGUUUUUACGAUGAUUGUGGAGUUUCUCCUCGCAGGACAGAAGUAUACAUCAUCUAUAGUUGGAAGUGUUGGAUUGAUUGUUAUUGGUGCAUUUGUUGCGGGAGCUCGUGACUUGUCAUUUGACUUUUAUGGAUACGCUAUUGUUUUCUUGGCCAACAUCUCUACAGCUAUAUAUCUUGCAACCAUUGCCCGAAUUGGGAAAUCUAGUGGGCUUAAUAGCUUUGGGCUUAUGUGGUGUAACGGUAUAAUAUGUGGACCGAUUUUGUUAGUGUGGACAUUUCUUCAUGGUGAUUUGAAGACUACAAUGAAUUUCCCUCACCUCUUGUCACCUGGUUUUUUGGCCGUAUUGAUUCUUUCUUGUAUGCUAGCUUUCUUCUUGAAUUACACUAUAUUCUUGAACACAACUCUCAAUUCGGCAGUUACACAAACCAUUUGUGGGAAUCUGAAGGAUCUUUUUACCAUUGGACUUGGCUGGAUGCUUUUUGGUGGGCUUCCCUUUGAUAUUCUGAAUGUUAUCGGGCAAUUGCUGGGGUUUGUUGGUUCUGGUUUGUAUGCCUACUACAAGCUUGUGGGGAAAUAACUGACUUCAGGCUAAGUUGCUGAUUUCUGCUUUACCUUUGUUCAAUCAAAGUGCUUAUGAGCUGUUGGAAGUAAGAUAGCCUUCUAAAAGGAAUGGAGAUUUAUCCAAAGUUUUGACAUCCCUUGCGGUUAGAGCCAACGUAGCUGAUGACUCUGCAGUCUGAUCAUCUCACCAUUUUUUGUCUUCCCUUUUUCCCUCCCUCGGGGUCACAAGAGUACUAAAUUUGGUGAAACUUUGUAAUAGUGAAGAGUUAGGAUAGCUUACAACUAUUCCUACUGUAUAUCUCUUUUCGGGAUCAUUUUUCUUACUUCCUUUCUUUCUUGUUCUUUUUGUCAAAUUCUUGUAGUUGGGAUUUCCAUGUUUUUUCCUCAAAUGGAAAGGAAAAUGUUGAAGUUCCCCUA